AUGAUUAUUCGACAUAUUAGACAUUUAGCAACAAGAACAAGACCUGUACUACCAAAACAAAAAUCUCAAAAUGAAAUUAGACGAUUUUCAUUCUAUGAUUUAGUAUUACGAACCCCAUCACAUCCUACACAUCCAAUCGAAGCAGCUUUAAUGACAAAAGAUGAUUUAAACACGUUAAAACAACAAACUAAAACUAGAUUUGAAGGUAAUUAUUCAAUAGAUACUUCAAUAUCAGCAGAAGAAAGAAUUCAAAAGGUUUUCGGAGGUAGAAUAAAAGGUGAAGAUAGAAAAAGUUCAAGUAGAAUAACAAGAGGUGAACCAAAAGUAAUUGCUGGUAUAACUGUUCCUUCAAGACCUCCAGAACCUGAUAAUUGUUGUAUGAGUGGUUGUAUAAAUUGUGUUUGGGAAUUAUUUGAAGAAGAUUUAAAAGAUUGGAAUGAAAAAAGAAUUGAAGCUGCUAAAAAAUUGGUUGAAAAAGGUGGUAGAUGGCCUGAACAUUUUCAUGCACCUUUAAAACAUUUAAAUAAAGAAAAUUAUCCUGAAUCAAUUGCAAAUAAAAAAGAUCAUGAAUUAGAAAGUACAGAAGAAGGACCAAAUGAAUGGGGUGAUGUUCCUAUUGCAAUUAGAGUUUUCACAGAAACUGAAAAGAAACUUAAAAGAAAACAUGCACAACAAUAA
Messenger RNA from Insectozyma verbasci, 678 nucleotides. NCBI's taxonomy places the organism in Eukaryota, Fungi, Ascomycota, Pichiomycetes, Serinales, Debaryomycetaceae. The record is from the annotation of a GenBank genome assembly.